This is a messenger RNA of Scylla paramamosain (green mud crab), 1830 nucleotides long. RefSeq names its product ATP synthase-coupling factor 6, mitochondrial-like. The transcript is spliced from 5 exons. Gene Ontology annotation, molecular function: proton transmembrane transporter activity. Bases 16 to 636 code for a protein of 206 amino acids. NCBI's taxonomy places the organism in Eukaryota, Metazoa, Arthropoda, Malacostraca, Decapoda, Portunidae. Gene Ontology annotation, biological process: proton motive force-driven ATP synthesis. The record is from RefSeq and is a predicted model, not a curated record.
CUGGUCAUUGCUAUUAUGGGUGCGAAUGAGGAGGAGAGAUGCACGUGUGACACCAAUAAGUCAAUUUGUCCCAGCCCAUUUUUUUAUAUGCUUAGCGUGUGCCGCUCUCUACCAAACGUGGAACACACGUCUACCACCACCAUAGAAAACGUAGGCAAGUCGAGAGAGACGAGUAGAGCCAGCAGAGGGCAGCAUCAACACUCACCGGCUACUUUCCCACCAUCCACCCUCAGCAAGGUUCGCUAUUUCUACCCCUUCCUAGACAUAAACAGCAGUAAAUACACACCCUAUAGAUUCAUCAUCAGCAUAAGGAUGAUUGUGACCAGGAUUAUUCCCGAGGGCCGGGCCCUACAGGUAGUACUCCGUCGCAACUAUGGAGUGUCUGCCGUCCUAAUGAAGAAGGUGGCCGAUCCCAUCCAACAGCUCUUUGUCGACAAAAUUCAUGAAUACAACCAGAAGAGCAAACAUUCUUACAGGACCACUGGGGGGAAGCUGGUGGAUGCCACACCUGCCAUUGAGAAACAGAUGCAGCAGGAACUGGACAAAGUGGCUCGACAGUAUGGAGGUGGAGCAGGAGUUGAUAUGACUAAGUUUCCUGAUUUCAAAUUUGAAGAUCCAAAGGUGGACAUGUCCUGAGCUGUUAAGACUGUUCCCAGUGCUUGUAAAAAGUGUAUUUUUACCGUAAAAAUGGCAACACAUAAAUGAUGCAUAUGUAUUAAAUAAAAUAGAAUAGACAUUUGUUUUUUUGAUAUGAGGGAGUUUUGAGGAACCAACUAAUUGUUUGCCUCUGUUCAAUACAAACAUGUCACAGAUGCACAUAUAAGUAUCAGUGCAAUCCAGUUACAAAAAACUGGUGACUAACAUGUGCAAGCUGAAAUAUGUGACUUGGUGUGGUCACCAGAUAUGAGAAGGCUCAAAAUCUAAAGAAGAUACAAAGAUUAUCCAUGAAAAUUAUAACAAAUGUAAGAGAUGCUCUGUGAGGAAACACUAGACAAACUAAAGUUGUCAGCUUUAUGAAAAAGGGAGAUAGAAGGAAUGUAAUGAAUUAAUGCAAUAAAGGAAUUAAAAUGAGUGGAUAGUGUUUAUCUAUUAUAAAUCCAUCAGUCUCCAUUUGAAUUUCUGAUAGGCACAUCACAGACCUGAUACAAACGCAGUCCAAGAAGGCUUUCGUCUUUUCUAAUACCAUGCCCCAGUGCACUCACAAACACUGACACUUCUCAUCCUAAUUUCUCUUUCACAUUAGUCUUGGCAUUUUCUUCCAUUCCAACACACCCUGAUGGUUCUGCACUUCUGCCUCGCAACCUUUCCUUGCUCUUGCUUCCUCAACACCUGACCUCUUCCCACUCACCCUGGUUUUGCUCAUCUCUUAUCCAACUUAAACACACUCCUAGUCUCUUCCCUUCCACAUUCCUUCAUCCAUUUGACAUCCAAGAAUAAAUUUGUCUCAUAACCACUGCCAUAUCAAAUUCAAAUGGAGAAUGAUGGAUUUAUGAUCAACACUAUCCACUCAUUUUAAUUCUUUCAUUGCAUACCUCUUUCACAGCCCUCUCAUUAUUUUCCAUUUCAAUAUAUUGGCAUGACACUGUCAUCAUAUACAUAAAAUUAUUUCCCUUUCUUCCUCCUCUCCCCCCACAACUAUCUCACCCUCCUACUGGCACAUUCAACCUUCUUAAGUCACUUUACUUCAUUUCUGAGAAAGUAGAGUUUAGUUUAACAUUAUAGAGAAAUGGGUUGACUUGUGUACAUAUAUUUGUACUCAAAGAAAUUAAUACUCACAUGGUAUGAAUAUAUAUUUAUUUUCUAAAAAGGAAAAUAAAUAAAUAAAUGUUA